CGCAACGCGAAUCCAGUUGCUCGCGAGCAUCCGUCAGUGUUCGAACAUGGCCUCUCGUCGUUUGUCCGAAAGCACAAGUGCUGUUUUCUCCCCGCGCUUUGCGCUCAUAGCGCUCGCGAUAAUUUUCAUAUUCGACGAAUCUGCCGCUAAAACCGAUCAUGGUCUCAAAGUCGAUACCGUUUAUAAACCGGAAAUCUGCGAGGUCCGCUCGAAAAAAGGCGACCAGCUGACCAUGCACUAUACUGGCACGCUUCAAGACGGUACCAAAUUCGAUUCAAGUUUGGACAGGCAACAACCAUUCACUUUUCAGUUGGGCGUUGGUCAGGUGAUUAAAGGAUGGGAUCAAGGUUUGUUAGACAUGUGUGUGGGGGAGAAAAGGAAGUUGGUCAUUCCCCCGGAACUUGGUUAUGGUGAUAUCGGAGCCGGAAAUGUUAUACCUGGAGGUGCCACUUUAACGUUCGACGUUGAGCUCAUCAACAUCAGUGAUUCGCCGCCAACCGCAAACGUCUUCAAAGAGAUCGACGCUAACGACGAUAAGCAACUCUCCCGCGAGGAGGUGAGAGCAAUGGUCAGUGAAUAUCUAAAGAAACAAAUGAUCGAAGCGGAACAAGGUAAUCCUGGUGACAACGAAGAAAUGAAAAAGAUGCUGGCCGAUCACGACAAACUCGUCGAGGAGAUUUUCCAGCACGAGGACAAAGAUAGGAACGGUUUCAUAUCACACGAAGAAUUUAGUGGGCCAAAACACGACGAGCUUUGAAGAUUUUUUCAUUGUUUUCAUUUCUCGAGCAACAACGCGUCUCUUGCUCGUUCGUGGAUAAUUUUAAAGCUUCCAACGACUCUCCUCCCGAACGUCAACAUCCUGUCUUCCUGAAUGAAUUUUUCCUCAAUGAUGACUUAUCUUCGCGUAUACGAGAAAGUCAAAGUGUAAAUCAUCAUCAACAAAAAGAGAAAGCUGACAAAAAGUUUACGAUCGGAACAAAGAUGUUGUUUCGAUUUUCUUCAAAUUCCCAAAAAUAUUUUUCGCUCCGACGUAACGUCGCGACGCCUGAGACGAAUUUAAUCAUCUAACCGUCUGAAUACAUUUUUGCUCGAGUGAUCGCAUUACGAUAUGCAUAUAUACUUAUGUGAAUGAAUAAAAUAAAUAAAUAUAUAUAUAUAUAUAUAUAUAUAUAUAUAUAUGCGUGUACGCGUGCGUGUGAGUGAAUGUACGCGCCUGUGAGUGAUCAAAAGAAAGUGUCUUUUUUCUACACGAUCGUAAAUGUUUAGCAUUAAUUAUAUGGAACAGUAAUAACGCAACAGUAUAUGGUAUAUCGAAUCAUGAACUACCGUAACUCUAUCGUCGAAAGAUAUCCGCAAACUAUCCACGUUUUUCUCUUCGUUACAAGUUAUUAUACUUUUUUUUUAAUCGCAUUUAUCAGAUGUUACGAUUACGUUACGUCUUUUCUAAUUACUUGAAAAUUGAUAAUUAAAAUCAAGUCAUUAGAACGAAACAUAUAGGAUAUUAAAUAUAUAAGCGUACAAAUGAAAAACAACACUGUACCGUCUCGUCAAUUAUUACACGUCAUAUCUCUAUAUUAUAUACGUUGUACUUACAAACAAAUUUGAAAUAUUUACCAAUCAAUUUCAAGUAGAUAGAAAAGAUUUGGAGGUAGCUCGAUUUAUAUCGUAAAAGGAGCUUCCAUCGUUUCUUAUUGUAAAAGUUAGCGAAGAUCGAAAGUGGAUAGUUCGUGGAAUCGUCUGACCUUCUCCUUUAAAGUUCUCUUCGAUCCAUUUUCAACAGUUAACAGCACAUUAUUCAAUUCUUAUUACACUUAUCGCAAAAAAAAAAAAUAGGGUAACAAAUAUCUCGAGAAUGUGGAAUAUAAUCGAACGUGACCAUUAGGUUGCGAGGCCAAACCCCGUCGUCGCUAUUAUUAUUAUUAUAUUUUAAUGAAUAUGUUUUUUAUAUUAUUGCAUUAUAUUGUAUGUUGUUAAAGUUGGAUGAAGGUUAAUAAUAAUAAAUCGUGUGUCUUGAGCACAAUUUGUUAUA
Polistes canadensis is the source of this 2029-nucleotide messenger RNA. It is a transcript of the gene Fkbp14, whose product is annotated as FK506-binding protein 2. NCBI's taxonomy places the organism in Eukaryota, Metazoa, Arthropoda, Insecta, Hymenoptera, Vespidae. The transcript is spliced from 4 exons. The record is from RefSeq and is a predicted model, not a curated record. Gene Ontology annotation, molecular function: peptidyl-prolyl cis-trans isomerase activity; calcium ion binding. The coding region runs from base 47 to 757 and encodes 236 amino acids.